AGACAGAGAAAGAUGGGAGCUUGAUGAUUUUGGAUAUGUUAAUAAAAUUGACCAAAGUCAACCAUUUUACAUACUUGUCCGUGAUCUUUCCAAACACAUCACAAACAAAGAAAACAGAUACCCUCGUAGAGAUAAGAAAAAUUCAAGUUUAAAUGAUAGUGAUUAUGCAAAUUUUUAUUUAGAAUAUGACGUAAAGAAAACAACAAUUAUUGAGUUAUGUGCAUGGCAUGCUGCUGUCAAAGAACAUUGGACAAAUGAAGAAAGGAAUAGUCAUAACAAACUUCAGGGUGCCAGUAAUGAGAUUGUGCAGUUUUUAGCACAUUUGACAAAUAAUCCUGUUGAUUUUUUAGAUUUAUGCCAGAAGAAAGAGGAAAAAUCUAAGUGGAUUGUGGAUAGCUAUGACAUAAGUUGUCUUUUUGCAGGCACAAUCUCAUGGGAAGAAAUCAGAUCCUUAUCAUUUGAUGAUCCAAAACUAUCAUUUAUUAUCGAUUUCAGCAAGCAUCAGAAGAAAUUACAACAGCUUCUUCCUGAACCAGUAUUUAAAAAAAUCAUAAACAUUCCAAUUUAUUAUUUAGAAGAACCACCACUUGAAUUUAGUAAUUUAUUUAGAAAAUUUUACAGAGACAGAGAAAGAUGGGAGCUUGAUGAUUUUGGAUAUGUUAAUAAAAUUGACCAAAACAAUAAUAAUAGUAAUAUUAAUCAAUUUUUCUAUAGAUUCUCUGUUUGGGAUGAAAAACUUGAAAAUAAAACUAAUAUUUCAGAAGGAACAUGGGAAAGGAUUGUUCUUGAUCCUAUUUUAAAAAUCAUGACAAGGAAAAUAAAUCAUAAAUGUUUUUGGCAAUGGGCAGAGGCUGUUUCUUUGGCAUCUGAUUUUCAGAAAGAAUUAUAUGCACGGAAACCUGAUUUUUGCUUACCAAUGGAUGUUGCAGGUACUACCCAAGAAAUGAUGUAUCAUGAGACUUCAGGAAGUCCUCUUGUUAAGGAUUUGGAUAAGUGGAUUGAAGAUAGGCACAAACUCUUUCGAUUUGGAAGAGAUAGCAAAAAUAUGAUUUGUGAACAAUUAAUAAAUUAUAACAUUAAAUAUUUGGAUGAUCAUGAAGCUCUUUGGAAAAAACUAUGUGAUACUGAAAUUUUUUUGUUUCAAUCAUAUGGUGCAUUAGAAAGACUACACUUAAACUCUUUUGUCCACCCGUGUCUACAGGCGUCGCUUUGGUAUAUUUCAGCAAUAUGCUAUGAAUUUGGAGAAAUCAGAUCAAAAAAUCAUAUAAAACGUGGAUAUUCUGACGGUAUUGGGUAUCUAAACACAGCUGAUAAAUUUCAGCUAGUUUAUAUGGAAGGAUCGAAGCCAAACACUAAUGAUGGCAAAGAAAUUUCAAAUGCCUCAAAAAUAUCCUACAAUCUUCAAAACAUUUUUAUAAAUAUAAUAAAAGAUAACAUAAAAUGUAGACGACGAUUUCCCAAAAUGCUUGCUGUUUUUGGUGGGCAAAGUUUCCGCCUUAGAAUUCACCUACAAUUUUUAAACUAUUGUGGUUAUACCAUUUAUACACUACAUGCCAAUCAUUUUUACAAGUUUCAAAUUCAAAAAACUGAAGAUUGCAAAUUAGCUUUUUUAUGGGUGGAUUAUGGGUGUGAUUCAAGUUUUAUUGUACCAAAAAAGUCAAAAAUUGAAGAUAAUUUAUUCAAAUUUCGAAGUCAAAUUGAUUGUAGUGGCAGAUUUUCAAUUCCUUUUCUUUUAGGUAAUUUAAAAAGUAUUGUGAAUACUGGAGUGAUUGUAAGAAAAGGAGUCAAAUUAAAUCCUUUGGAAUCUCAGGCUGCAUUUGUUCGUGUUCAAGAACUUGAAAAUCAAAUGCACAAUGAAAAAAGAAAAAAGAAAAGAUUAUGA
Messenger RNA from Entrophospora sp. SA101, 1882 nucleotides. The record is from the annotation of a GenBank genome assembly. Lineage: Eukaryota; Fungi; Glomeromycota; Glomeromycetes; Entrophosporales; Entrophosporaceae.